AUGGCGAUGGCUGAUCGGCUGCUUUCUCUCUAUAAUUCACAUCCCAUCGUCCUUACACUUGGAUUUUUUGUUAUCCCUCCUGGACAACGUUGCUCCACUGCCAAGUACACCUCCAGUGGGUUAUUUUGUGCUCGUACCCCAUCAAGACCAGGCGUCGUUACGUCGGGCGCUGCCGCAGGAAAUCACUUAAGAGAGGACGCUCUGCAGUCGUACUCCUCUAUCCUUCUUCCGACCAUUACAAUGCUCGCCAAGGCUCUCAUACUUGUCGCUUCUGUUUUCUCUCGUGCUAUUCCAUAUGCUCGUGUUGAGUUGCACACUGUGAAGAUGGUUAAUCAAUGUGGUACCAGAAUUCUCACCCUAAGUCAGAAUUUCACAGUUCUCUCGACCGGAACUGAAGAAACUGGCACGGGUCCCUUCGAAUCAGCAAUGGCGCUCGACACUGACGACUGUGGUUUUAACCGCGAGUACUGUACAAUUGUGGAAAUAACUCUGAAAAAUCCUACGGUGCUCGGGCAGGCUCUAAUGUGGACCUUUCAGUCAUACAACCAAACUUGUUCAAUCCAACCACGUCGUUCUCAUACUUUGGCGGGUGUGAUGGAGAAGAAGAAUCAUGUGACAAUGCUUACUGUGUCAAUGCAUUUCAUCUGGCGACAGACUGGGAAGUUCUGGUGCAAUGUGAAGAUGACGAUGUAG
This is a messenger RNA of Guyanagaster necrorhizus, 693 nucleotides long. RefSeq lists its product as uncharacterized. The transcript has 8 exons. The record is from RefSeq and is a predicted model, not a curated record. Lineage: Eukaryota; Fungi; Basidiomycota; Agaricomycetes; Agaricales; Physalacriaceae. Bases 1 to 693 code for a protein of 230 amino acids.